Manduca sexta (tobacco hornworm) is the source of this 1109-nucleotide messenger RNA. RefSeq names its product cilia- and flagella-associated protein 20. Gene Ontology annotation, cellular component: ciliary basal body; motile cilium. NCBI's taxonomy places the organism in Eukaryota, Metazoa, Arthropoda, Insecta, Lepidoptera, Sphingidae. Bases 108 to 983 code for a protein of 291 amino acids. The transcript has a single exon. Gene Ontology annotation, biological process: cilium assembly; positive regulation of cell motility; regulation of cilium beat frequency involved in ciliary motility. The record is from RefSeq and is a predicted model, not a curated record.
UAUGUCAUCUAAAUGUCAGGCACAUUGUAGAAAUAAAUUUGUUGACAAACGUCAUCUGUUACAAACUGACGUGUUGAAAAAUAUAAAGAUAAUUACUGCAAUUAGUUAUGUUCAAAAAUUCUUAUCAAAAUGGUUUACUAUCGAUAUUCUACAGUUGUGGGUCAAAUCCUUUGGCCAUAUGGGAAAUGGAAGUGCAAAAUGGUCAUAUCAAAAGAAUCACGGAUACUGAGGUGAACUCCAUUGUUCUUGAAAUCGUGAGCACUAACGUUGCAACCACUUUUAUCAGAUGUCCAAAACAGAAUCAAAUUUUAGGUAUCAAACUACCAUUCUUGGUCAUGAUCGUCAAGAAUUUGAAGAGGUAUUUUUCUUUCGAAAUAACAAUACUUGACGAUAAGAAUAUGCGUCGAAGGUUCAGAAUCUCAAAUUUUCAAUCUACAACAAAAAUAAAACCGUUUUGUACUAGCAUGCCGAUUGGUCUUUCCGGUGGAUGGAAUCAAAUACAAUUCAAUUUAGCAGAUUUCACGCGGAGAGCUUAUGGAACACAAUAUAUAGAAACGCUUCGUGUUCAGGUUCACGCAAACGCUCGACUACGAAGAAUUUAUUUUAGCGAAAGAUUAUACACUGAAGAAGAACUACCACAAGACUAUAAACUUUAUUUACCAUUGGAGAGAAAACAUAAGAAAGAGAAAGUUGAAAAGAAGAUGCCAGCUCCUGCUAAAGGAGCUCGCGCUGCUGCGAAGCCUGCUCCUACAGAAGAAAUUGCUCCAGACACUAAUGUACCAGCAGAGACAGCAGCUAGUGAAACUCCUGUGAAAGUAGAAGCUCCUGAGGCGCCAGAAGCUUCUUCAGAAGCCGUACCUGAAGCUGAAGUUAAAGUUGAGGAACCCGAUGGAGAAACGGCAGAGCCUGUGCAAGAAGCAGAAGCUUCAGCCGAAGACGCACCACCAGUAGAGGAAGCUCCGGCCGAGGAGGCGGCUGAAUAAACUAACAUGUGCUUUUGAUAUAGCGUAUAUGUAUUUUAUAGAUUUGAGUUUGCAGUAAUCGCUAAAGCAUUUAUUUUGAUUUAUGUAAUUCUCUAAAUAUAGAUAUGUUUUAUUAGUUCUCUUAAA